Messenger RNA from Hippopotamus amphibius kiboko, 537 nucleotides. It is a transcript of the gene C13H3orf22, whose product is annotated as chromosome 13 C3orf22 homolog. The record is from RefSeq and is a predicted model, not a curated record. NCBI's taxonomy places the organism in Eukaryota, Metazoa, Chordata, Mammalia, Artiodactyla, Hippopotamidae. The transcript has 3 exons.
AUGCCCCCCAGGUCCCGACCGGCGCCUCCUGCCUGUCUUCCAGCUGUGGCUGAAGGGCGUGCCCCAGCGUAGGCCCCUUCCACGAUGGACGUGAAGGCCCCCAAGAAGCCCCACCAGGGUAAGAAGAGUAAGACCAGGACCCAGGAGAAGUUUGCCAGGAAGUUUCCGUACAGGUUUUCCUGGCUGACAGAGACCAGCUCGGAGCCCCUGCAGCCCUGGGAGUUCACGAAGAUGAACACCUCGCUGCGGGAGCUGCUGCCGCUGCAGAAGAUGUUGGUGCCGACAAGGUCCAUCCCCGUCAGAGGGCUGGGGGCCCCGGAUUUCACGCCCCCGUCCAGACUCCGGCCGCCACCGUCGUCGCCGCGCAACAUCUGGGAGCUGGUGCGGCUGAGCCGCCGCUUCCCCGGGCCCGCGGCCCUACCGCCGGCCCCCACCCGCCCGCCCGCACGGGGGCCUGUCCUGGAGCCUGGCUCCGCGCCGCCUCUCUCUCGGCGCUCCGGGCAGCGGCCGCAGGGAGCUCCCUCCGGGCUGCGGUGA